Molecule: messenger RNA, 4307 nt
Organism: Capsicum annuum
Lineage: Eukaryota; Viridiplantae; Streptophyta; Magnoliopsida; Solanales; Solanaceae
Product: putative late blight resistance protein homolog R1A-10
Exons: 3
Coding region: 228-4016 (1262 amino acids)
Biological process (GO): defense response to other organism
Molecular function (GO): ADP binding
Source: RefSeq, a predicted model, not a curated record
GGAAAACGAUAUUUCUGCAUUCAUUGCUGCAUGUUGGCUGUCUUCAGCUGACAAAUUGAAAGAUAUUUAUUGUAGUUUUCUCUAACAUCAAUUAUUUGUUAUCUCUCUAUUUCUUCUUCCACACAAAUUUUCAGCCUUUAUUUUUCAAGCUAAAUGUUUUUUGGUUGUAUCAAUUUUUCAUCGAGUGAUAAGAUCCUGCGAAUUUGAAAGGAAAGGAACUUACACUCAUGGAAAAUGAAGGAGAAAGAGAUAAAGAGGAAGCAAACAACUUUAUGGUAUCAUUUUCUGCUCUUCUCAAGGACAUUGCCAACAUUCUGGAUUUCAUGGAGAGGUUAAAGAAUGAAGAAGAUCAAAAUGUUGUCAACGUGGCCGAUCAUACCGAAGGGCUAAAGUUUGUGCUGGCAUUUAUUUGUACGUUCGUCCAGCUCUCUUAUUCCGAGUUGGAGCAGUUUGAAAAUACAAUGAGUGCUUCAAGACAAGAGGUUGAGAAUCUGCUUCGACAAAUUUUGAAUGAUGUUGACAACAACCUCCAGUGUAAAUACAACAUUAAUCAUGUCCUUCCAAGCCUCAUGGAUAAUAUCAGUGAUUGUAUCAGCUCAUGUCAUCGCUCUAAACCAAGUGCCACCAUGAAUGACGAGCAGUUGAACUUCCUACUCCUGAACCUCCAUUAUAUAUCCACGAUCCUUUCUGAACAGGUUUUUCCAUUGGUAACUCAGUAUGAGAUUCUUCAGAAUGUGUGCGGCAACAUGAGAGAUUUCCAUGGGUUGGUAGUGAAUGGUUACGUUGAGCAAGAUUUUGUUAAAUAUGUCUUACCUCAGUUUCCACUCAUGGCUGAGAGAGUUGGGCUCUUCCUUUGGGAUGAUCGACUUGAUGGAGACUCUCGACUCUUCAAGCUAGCACAUCUACUCAUGGAGAUCAUUCCAACUGAAUUGGAGGUGAUGCACAUAUGUUACACAAAUUUAAAAGCUUCAACUUCAGCAGAAGUUGCAUGCUUCAUCAAGCAACUCCUGGAAAUCUCUCCGGGCAUUCUUAGAGAGUAUCUGAUUCAUCUACAAGAGCACAUGGUAACUGUUAUUACCCGUAGCAAUUCAGGGGCUCCAAACAUUCAUGUCAUGAUAGAGUUCCUGUUGAUUAUUCUUACUGAUGUGCCCAAGGACAUUAUUCAUCAUGACAAAUUAUUUGAUCUUUUGGCUCAUGUUGGAGCACUUACCAGGGAAGUAUCAACUCUCGUUCACAACAUAGAAGAGAAAUCAAAGAGUAAAGGGAGUACCAACGGAACAAAUCGUGCAACUCUAGGCUUGUUGAAAAAUAUUGAAUACCUCAAGGUAGAUCUCAAAUAUGUUUAUCUGAAAGCCCCGGAUCCAUGUCAAUGGUGCUUCCCCAUGAGCGAUGGACCACUCUUUAUGCAUCUGCUACACAUACACUUGAAUGAUUUGCUAGAUUCCAAUGCUUAUUCAAUUUCUUUGAUAAAGGAUGAAAUUGAGUUGGUGAAAGAAGACCUAGAAUUCAUAAGAUUGUUCUUCGUGAAUGUUGAUAAAAGAUUGUAUAAAGAUGUAUGGGCACGUGUUUUAGAUGCAGCAUAUGGGGCAAAAGAUGUCAUUGAUUCAAUUAUUGUAAGAGAUAAUGGUCUCUUACAUCUUAUUUUCUCACUUCCCAUUACCAUAAGAAAGAUCAAUCUUAUCAAAGAAGAAGUCUCCAAUUUACCUGAGAAGGCUCCCAAGAACAAGAGCCUCAUUGUUGUUAACUCUCCCAAGAAGCCAGUUGAAAGUAAGUCAUUGACAGUUGGCAAAAUAGUUGUAGGUUUUGAGGAGGAGACACAGUCGAUAAUAAGUAAGCUCACCAGUGUAGAGAAAGAUCUAGAUGUCAUUUCAAUCAUUGGUAUGCCGGGUUCGGGCAAAACUACUUUGGCGUACAAAGUAUACAAUGAUGAGUCCGUUUCUAGACGUUUUGACAUUCGUGCAUGGUGCACAGUUGGCCAAGAAUACGACAAAAGAAAUUUGUUGGAGAAAGUUUAUAAUCAAGUUACUUGCCCUGAUUCAAAAUUGAGUGAGAAUAUUGAUGUUGCUGAUGAGCUAAGGAGACAUCUGAUUGGAAGGAGGUAUCUUAUUGUUUUAGAUGACUUGUGGGAUACUGAUGCAUGGGAUAAGUUAACAAGACCUUUUCCUCUAGUUGAGAAUGGAAGCAGAAUAAUUUUGACAUCUCGAGAUAUGGAAGUGGGUUUGUAUGGAAAGCGCAGCACUGAUCCUCUUAACCUUCGUUUGCUAAGGCCAGAAGAAAGUUGGGAGUUAUUGGAGAAAAGGGCAUUUGGAAACGACUAUUGCCCAGAUGAACUAUUGGAUGUUGGAAAAGAAAUAGCCGAAAAUUGUAAGGGACUUCCUUUGGUGGCUGAUCUGAUUGCGGGAGUCAUUGCAGGGAGGGAAAAGAAAAAAUCUGAGUGGCUUGAAGUUCGAAAUAAUUUGAAUUCUUUUAGUUUGAACAGUGAGGUUGAUGUUAUGAAGGUUAUAGACUCAGAAGUGAUGAAGGUUAUAGAAUUAAGUUAUGACCAUUUACCAUGUCAUCUGAAACCCUGCUUACUUUACCUUGCACGUUUUCCUAAGGACACAACAAUGGAGACAGAUGUGUUGAAAAUGUAUUGGCAUGCCGAAGGACUUGUUGAACAGACAGAGAUGAUGAGUAUGGAAGAAGUGAUGGAGGUGUAUUUGGAUAAUUUAAUUUCCAGUAGCUUCGUGAUACUUUUCAAUGAGAGAGGUAAUCACCCGACUUGCCAACUUCAUGAUCUUGUGCAUUACUUUUGUUUUACAAAAGCAAGAAAGGAAAAUUUGUUUGAGUGGAUAAGUUCAAGUGAUCGCUGCCUUCAACAUUGUUGGAUAAGUUCUUCAGAUUUGAUGCCACAUAUUGUCAACAUUGUUUAUGAUACGGAGAACUUAGAGCUUAACAAUUUCGUCCUAUUCAGUUCAAAAAGGAAACACCUCUAUUCUUUGUUGAUAUCUGGAGACGAGAUGGACGAUCAACUUUAUGAUGUAUAUCACCUAAGAGACUUGAGGCUUCUUAGAGUGUUGCAACUGUUUCCGUCUUUUAUCAUGGUAAAAGAUUCUUUGCUGAAUGAAAUAUGCAUGUUGAAUCAUUUGAGGUACUUAUUCUUUGGAACAGAAGUUAAAUCUCUGCCUUCAUCUUUCUCAAACCUCUGGAAUCUAGAAACCCUGCAUGUGAAUAACAAAGGAUCAACCUUGGUACUAUUACCAAGAAUUUGGGAUCUGGUAAAGUUGCGAGAGCUGUCCGUCACUGCUUGUUCUUUCUUUGAUAUGGAUACAGAUGAACCAAUACUGAUAACAGAGGACACAAAGUUAGAGAACUUGAGAGUAUUAGAGCAACUCUUGCUUUCCUAUUCGAAAGAUACAGAGGAUAUCUUCAAAAGGUUUCCCAAUCUUCAAGUGCUUAAAUUUAGUCUCAAGGAAUCAUGGGAUUAUUCAACACAAAAAUAUUGGUUCCCAAAAUUAGAUUUCCUAUCUGAAUUAGAAUUCCUCAAUGCAGGUUUUGAAAGUUCAAACACAUACGACAGUGGGCCUUCUGUUGCAACAAAUUGUUCGUGGGAUUUUCACUUCCCAUCGAAUUUGAAAAAAAUUGUGUUGCGUGACUUUCCUAUGACAUCCAAUUCACUAUCAACAAUAGCAAAACUGCCCAACCUUGAAGAGCUGAUCCUUAUGAGAACAAUCAUGCAGGGGGGAGAAUGGAACAUGGGGGAGGAAGACACCUUUGAGAAUCUCAAAUAUUUGGGGUUGUGUGAAGUGACUCUUGCUAAGUGGAAGGUUGGAGAGGAAUCCUUUCCCGUGCUUGAGAAAUUACAACUGUGGGGAUGUCGUAUGCUUGAGGAGAUUCCGCCUAGUUUCGGCGAUAUUUGUUCAUUGAAAAUCAUCCAACUUGCAGAGAGCCCUCAACUUGACGAUUCUGCACUGAAGAUUAAACAAUAUGCUGAAGAUAUGAUGGGAGGGGACGAUCUUAAGGUCGAAAUAUAUUGAGCACCAACUGAACAGGUUCUUCUCCAUUCUGAUUCUUGUAGUGGCAAUUGCCGCAGUGUAAAAAGAAAGCAUCAAAUCUAGCUAUCUUUGUAAAUCAGCAGUGCUUGAGUAACUAUAUAGUUAUAGGUUUUUUUUCCUUGAAUAUUUGGGUCUUCUGUUUAGUUCUUUAUCGUAUAAUUAAACUACUCUUUUUGUAUUUUUGUUUGUAAAUUAACAUUGUGGUAUAACGUUUUGUAAGCACCAUUUGAUGUUUGAACUUGCCCAAUAUCUCGAAAAUGACUUGCUUUUAUA